AUGUCUGCCCAGAGUUCCAGUCAACAUAAUAACACUACACUGGGGGCUGUGCCGAGAACCCCAGCUUUGGUGGCUGCAACUCGUCUACUCGAGACUGCUAUCAACGAGGAGUCUGGUGGUUCUUUCUUUGGUAAACUUGGUCCUCUCGGAGUCGCCUUCUGUGAUGCCUACAAGGAUCACGAAACUGUCGUGAGUUAUAUAGCGCAGGAUCCGCUACCCGCUGUUCAGGGUCACUUCGAGGCCUUCAUCACAGAACUCCACCAAUUAUUGGCCGAGGAACU
Perkinsus marinus ATCC 50983 is the source of this 281-nucleotide messenger RNA. RefSeq lists its product as hypothetical. The annotation marks the transcript as partial. The record is from RefSeq and is a predicted model, not a curated record. NCBI's taxonomy places the organism in Eukaryota, Perkinsozoa, Perkinsida, Perkinsidae. The transcript has a single exon.